Messenger RNA from Patiria miniata (bat star), 1938 nucleotides. RefSeq lists its product as uncharacterized. The record is from RefSeq and is a predicted model, not a curated record. The transcript has a single exon. Gene Ontology annotation, molecular function: protein binding. Gene Ontology annotation, biological process: signal transduction. NCBI's taxonomy places the organism in Eukaryota, Metazoa, Echinodermata, Asteroidea, Valvatida, Asterinidae. The coding region runs from base 1 to 1938 and encodes 645 amino acids.
AUGGACCGCCAGUAUGAGAUCAAUGAGCUCAUAGAGUCCAUGGGCUGCCAUCUGAGCUGGCCCGAGCUCCGUCCCAUCGUGGAGGCGAAGGACACUCUCCGUCGGGAGGAAAGUAUCCUCGCCGAGGAAGACUUUGACACCGACACCCGUCAGAAUUAUUACACCUGUACCAAGAAUCUGCAGGGAUUCAUCGCCUACCACCUCAACAAGUUCGACGAUGCCCUGUCUUUCUUCCACGACGUCCUGAGAGUCGACAAGCGCAACAUCAACGCCCUUGGAAACCUGGCUUUUGUACACAAAAAGCUAUGCCAAAUGAAAAGUUUCCAAGAAUACCGAAACAAGCUUACUGACAUCUUGUCAAAAGCAUGUUACGCAGAGAAGGGCAGAGCCUACGCAGAUAAGGCCUAUGCUAUUCGCAACUUCGAGCAAUUUAAACGGUGCUUUCGGUACAUGAGAUUCAUUGAGAGGGCCCUAAGACAAGGGAGGAAUUGCGAGGUCGCACAAAGAGCAGAGUGGCUCUUUGACUACGCCCUGGCUUUGUAUAGGAGAGACGGCCAAAUGCUGUACCUCAAACGCCUUGCCAAGCAGGCAGACUUUGAUACCAAACAUUCGGAGUUGUACUCUGACGAUAGGAUCAUGGAGGGAUUCAAGGCGGCUUGCCGAUUCUUCCUGGAGGUGAUACGCACCAGCCCCUCCCCAGAUUACCAAGCUCUGUCUUGGGUGUUCAUAGGGAUCCUUGUCAAUCACGACCCGGAACACAGAAUCAUCUCCUCAGCAUUUCCUGAUGUGCGGACCUUCCGGGAGGCUCGAGUCGAGACGGCGGAUCAUUGCUUCCAGAGAGGUCUCGCCAUCCAUCCAGAGCACUUCGUCGUUAUCCGUCGAGUUGGCACUGAGUAUGUUAAGCUGGGACGCUACGAAGAAGCCAGAGAUCUUCUGGACAGAUCCCUGCGUAAACGCAAAUCGCACUUUGCGUACCGGUACCGAGCCGUCAUGUAUCUAACAAUGUACGAAGAACUCGAGGAGAAAGAUAAGGGGACACUUCAGUCUCGACAGCUACUCCGAGUAGCUAAAAGAGAUUACAAGAAGGCGCUGUCAUGGAACAGGUGUCACGCGGACUACUCCGACCUUGGAUACGUUUACUACCUGCUUGGGGAGAGAGAAAAGGCCCUGACCAAGUUUUUACAGGCAACCAAGGCUGAGCAGGACGAUUACUUCGAAGUGGUGUCGACACACAAAAGAUGGGCUCAGUGUCUCAAAGAGGCAGGUGAGAAAGAAGGCAGCCAGAUGCAAAAAGAGGAAGCCGAGAGGGUGCGAGCAAAAAUCUUGGAGUCACCCCUUGCUGAAAAGAUCCUGGGCAGUGAUGACAUCACAAGCUACAAGAUCGCAAAGAAACCGGGCUACGUGAGGAUUAUUGAAGACUACCACCUCGUAGAGCCUCCAUCGUCAUCUUCGAGACAGACCAGGACUGACUGCAAGUACCCCUACGACUGCUUUGUGUGGCAUGCGGAAAGAGACAGUCGGUGGACCGAUGAGUUUGUGCGAGUGCUGGAGACAAAGUACAAUUUGUCAUGCUGCCUGCAAUCGCGAGACCUCUUGGCCAACACGGGUGUGUUCGACGGGCUCUCCAGCUGUUUGGGAGGCAGCUACAAGUUGGUCAUCAUCCUCACACCACACCCUUCCCCUCUCAAGGAAUCGGAUCAGAGAAGUGAGGGUUGGGAGUCCUUUGUCAUCGAGCAAGGAUUACAGGAGGGAGUUACCAGAGUACGUGAAGGGGAGUACAUCCUGCCGAUCAGGUUACUUGAUUGCCCUCUGCCAGAAAAGCUCCAGGAUUAUAAAAAUGUUAUAGAGUGCGAAGAUGGGCAGAUUUUGACAGAGGACUUGAGCAAAUUGGUGCUGGACCUUACCAAAAAUGCAAAGCUCUCUGGUAGACUCAAAUAA